Molecule: messenger RNA, 2319 nt
Organism: Xenopus laevis (African clawed frog)
Lineage: Eukaryota; Metazoa; Chordata; Amphibia; Anura; Pipidae
Product: multidrug and toxin extrusion protein 2
Exons: 17
Coding region: 295-1950 (551 amino acids)
Source: RefSeq, a predicted model, not a curated record
GAGCUCAUAAUUUCAUGAAGGCAUUAGACUCAUAAAGGCUCCUGAUUGGUGUGAGAUUCAACAAGAGACUGUAAAAGUUCUGCUCAUUUGUAUGCAAAGUGAAUGGCAAAGCAGGUUGUGUUUAAAAAUUUUAAAAUGCAGCCUUCCACUUACUUCUUGCCAGUACGGUAUUCCAUUUGACCACUACACUUCUUGAUUUUUAUCCAUGCACUUGUCUUAUAUAUUCAUUCUAUAAGGAUAUACUGGUUUUUUAGCCACAACGGAUUGUGACUCUUAACAGACCGUACUGCUACCAUGCAAAAGGAUUGCCAUCUUGGGUGCUGUAACUUAAUUUCAGCAUGGAUUCAUCAGGUGAUUCUUAACAAUAUAUCAGAGCUGAAGAGCCUUUUAAGCAUUUCCGGACCUCUGGUUUUAACAUAUCUUUUAGACGUGGCACCUAUACUAAUAACGACUGUGUUCUGUGGACGCCUGGGAAAGUCAGAGCUUGAUGCAUUUGCACUUGGAAAUUCUAUUGUCAUAUUGGCUGGUCAGUCUAUAGGACUGGGUAUAUGCUCUGCUUGUGACACUUUCUUCUCCCAGAUUUAUGGAGGGAAAAAUCUCAAAUUGAUCGGUGUGGUCUUACAACGAGGGAUCCUUAUCCUGUCUCUUUCCUGCUUUCCCUGCUGGGCAUUUUUUGUCAACACGAAAAACAUCCUAUUGCUUCUUGGGCAAGAUCCAACAGUGGCAGGAUUGGCUGAAUUAUAUGUCUUGACAUGUAUCCCAGCUCUUGCAGGAAUUAAUUUUUUUAAUCUUGAAAUUCGGUACUUGCAAAACCAGGGAAUUAUUUGGCCACAAGUCGUUGCAAGUGUUUUGGCAUGCAUAAUUAACGGUGUAUUGAAUUAUGUUUUGCUGUUUGUACUGAAAAUUGGAGUCAUUGGUGCUGCAAUUGCUGUGACAGUUUCUAUCAUAGCUAAAGCCAUCCUUUUGUUUUUCUAUAUAUGGAUAAGAAAGAUCUAUGUGGAUACUUGGCCAGGCUGGACAAUAGAAUGCCUGAAAGACUGGGGCAGUUACUUUGCGCUUGCACUCCCAACUAUGAUUAUGUUAAGUCUGAAGUGGUGGACUUUUGAAAUUGCAAUCAUUUUAUCAGGUCUCAUUAACUUAGUAGAACUUGGAGGACAAUCAAUUAUGCACCAAAUGAUGAACCUUCUUAACAAGAUUUCACUGGCACUAAGCCUUGCUUCCUGUAUUAGAGUGGGUACAUUUUUGGGAGCCGGAGAAACUGAGCAAGCCAAAAAAUCUGCUAGACUGAGCUUUGUCAUAGCAGCCUUUCCAGUUUUUUUAGGCGUUGGUCUACUUAUUGGUUUGCGGCAUGAAAUUGCUAGUAUUUUCACCAACGACAGCUCACUACUAUCCCUGGUCUCUGACAUAAUGCCACUAUGUGCUGUUUUCCAAAUCGUAGGCUCCGCGUGUAAUCUUUUCUAUGGAAUUCUAAGAGGGAUUGGAAUGCAGAAGGUUGGAGCUUUUGUGACUGUUGGUGGCUAUGUUCUCAUAGUCUUCCCAAUGGCUGUUCCACUUAUGUUUUCAGCAAAGCUUGGAGUGAAAGGAUUUUGGACUGGAAUAAAUGUUGGACUUGCUGUCAUGGACAUUGCUUUUGUUAUUUAUUUAUGGAAUGCGAACUGGAAGCUCAUAACAGAAAAGGCUCUGGAGCGGGUAGGAUUGAAACAGUUGAACGAGAAAAACCCUACUGCUCUAGCGGCAAAUGGCAUUACUUCCUCUGAGCACUUUGAAUUGAAUCAUUAUAAUACAAUGAACUCCGGCUUCAUUGCGAAACAGGAUCACGAGGAACUUUGUAAACAGGAAGAAAACAAGUCAAUGAAAAAGCUGAUUGUACGACGAGUGUUUGAAGCGCUCGCUAUUGUGUCUGUUUUGGGUAUUGGACUUAUUAUUCGAUUCACUUUAAAAGAUCACUAGUUUCCAAAAAAAUUGCUAGAUUUUUAGCUAAUUCAAGAAAUAUUAGGGUCAUUGUAUACAAAUUUACCAACUGACCGAAACGAACAGAUGAACUGCCUGUUAUACAUUAUUUUAUAAAGUAUUGUAGAUAGAAGUGUAACUUAACAAAAACACAUCCCUUUCCACUUGAAAAUGCCAUUUUGUAGCAAUUUAGAACUAGGGUUUACAAAUAUAUAUAUAUAUAUAUAUAUAUAUGUUAUUGUGUUUUUAUUGAUGCCACAAACUGUCCACCUAAAUGUUACAUUUAAUGCAAAAAAAAUCUGCUUUGCAUUGAUGUACUUUUGUGAUCGCUAACCUGCACAUUUCAAAUACAGUAUAUUCCAGUUGCCA